Molecule: messenger RNA, 1360 nt
Organism: Owenia fusiformis
Lineage: Eukaryota; Metazoa; Annelida; Polychaeta; Sabellida; Oweniidae
Source: the annotation of a GenBank genome assembly
AAAUAAGAUCUGCGAAAGUACUUUUAGGGACCAAUGAUUUUCAAAUGGCUAACGUACACCAGAAUCACGAACGCAGGACAUUUAUUUUCUGAACGGACAAAGAAGAGGAUUGUAUGUAAUACUCGAACGUCAUUAUUAUUGUUAUAGAAUCGAGCAAGGAAAAUAUGUAGCAGGGAAACAAAGAAUUAUGAAAACGCUUCUACGGUCAGAUGGGUUUGCAGAAACGUUGCAAUUUAGGAAACCAAUGUACAUCUUUCUCUGCGUUGUAUUGCUGUUUCACAUCAUUGCGGCCCGCACGUCCCGUACGAAGCGAUCAGAAAAAACUGUGAAACCGAGAAACACAUGUCCCCUGUCCGAUAUCAAUCCAAAGAAUCCAAAGGCAUCAAUUAAGUUGAGAUGCGUUUGCGUCGUACCACCGGAUUGCAUUUUCGAAUGCCUGCUGUGGACGUUUUCCUGUGUUGGACAAUAUCCAGCAAAGGCUAAUGUUGUCCAACAGCUCGACCCAAGGAUUGAUGGAAUAGAGGUAUUGGAUUUAUCUAAGAACAACAUAACAACAAUCAAGAACACUGCCUUUUCACAUGAAAAUAUCUCCAGGUUUCUAACAGUUCUACGACUUGCUAAUAACCUUUUGAAAGUUCUUAGAAAGGGAGCAUUUUCUACACUUGAACAAUUAGAAUAUUUAGAUUUAUCAAACAAUGAUAUUGGUUCUGUACCAUCAAACGCGUUCGCUAGAUUGGUAAACUUGUCAACAUUAAGGUUGGAUAGGAAUGCUAUAACAAAACUCAGUUCAUUGUGUUUUAAUAAACUAUCAAGGCUUGAAGAGCUGCAUUUGGAUCACAAUCAGCUGAAAAGUCUAGGUGGAAGAGAUAGAUUUAACAGGCUUGAGAACUUAAAAGAGCUUCGUGUUAGUCAUAACCAACUGACAAAAACAUUCACUGCUUAUUACAAGAAUAGCGAAAAGUUGGAAUAUUUGGAUCUGUCAUAUAACCUUAUCAAAAGUAUUUCAGCCCGAGCAUUUAUAUCAUUUGAAAACCUUAGAUGGUUACAUAUGGAAGGAAACCCAUUGACAACCAAAACAGUUGAAUCUGCAUUUACGAAUGCAAAUCUUAUCUUUUGGUUCUCCGUUGUGAAUGACAAUACCACACGUUGGAUAGAAGUCAUCAAUGGCACCGGAGUGACGGAAGGUUCAACUUCAUCAUCAACUACCUCCACUACAUCUGGGAACCCCACAGAAACUAGCCCUAUCGUUGUUUCCCAAGGCCCAACUGACCAAAUAAUGGAUACAACACCAACCACCCUAACAGAUGGAACAAUUGAAACAGCCACUGAGAAGAAUCCGCCUAACAUGAAUGAAGUCUAA